UUCAAGAUGGCGCUGCAGCAACAAGCUGGACGCUGAGCGGUUCCCGAGCUGCAGAACCCCCGCCGCGGACCCGCCACGCCAGACCCGCCGGAGAACCAGCAUUUACACCCCAGCGGGCAGCGACAUGAGCCGUCCGCGGGGCCGGUAGCGGGGAGAAGCAGAAGAAGAUGGUCCGCUGUCCGUCCGGGGGGAAGAGAAGCUGCUCCGCGGGGCCCCAGGGGGGGCCGGGGGGCCCGGAGGACUCGGGCCGGGCGGCCUGAGCGGCCUGAGCGGCCUGAGCGGCCAUGGACCAGGACUCGCUGCCGGCCGUCGACGUGAACGAGAACGAGCAGCGGGCGAGGGACGGCUCUCGCGAGAAGUGGCGCGAGAUCGGGAAGAUCGGGAAGACCCCCGGACUGAGGCUGCUGGGCGAGGCCCCUGGACCGGGGAUUGACCCCCCUGGACCGGGGAUUGACGCCCCUGGACCGGGGAUUGACAGGGAGGGGGGCGGGGGGGGAACCUGGGACCCCGUCUGGGGGAGUCCCGGGACCCCGUCCCGGAGGAGGGGGGUGACCCCGGGGGGAAACAUGUCUAAUGGGCUCCCUGAAGGACACACGGAGUCCCCUGGGGGGGGAACCCGCGUCCUCCCCCCACAGGAGGGGGUGACACCGGGGGAAAACAUGUCCAACGGGCUCCCCGAGGGGGGCAACCUGGUCCUACCCCCCAAGGAAGGACUUACACCGGGGGAAAACAUCUCCAACGAGGUCCCUGAAGGACACACAGAGUCCCCCGGGGGGGGAACCCGGGCCCCCCCCACCCAGGACGGACUAUUACCGGGGACAAACCUGACCAAUGGGCUCCCCGUGGGGGAAACCCGCGCCCUCCCCCCCCAGGAUGGACUCCCAUCGGGUGAAAACAUCUCCAACGAGGUUCCUGAAGGACACACGGAGUCCCCCAGACGGGGCCCUGAAGGACCUGGGCCCCGUCUGGGGGUGUCCCGGGGCCCCCUCACCCAGGUUGGACUCCCAUCGGGUGAAAACAUCUCCAUCGGGGACUUGGGGGUCCCUGAAGGACACACGGAGUCCCCCGGGUGCCCCCCCACCCAGGAGGGACUCUCACCGGAGGUUGACAUCUCCAACGGGGACCUGGGGGUCCCUGAUGGACCCGGGCCCCAUCUGGGGGUGUCCUGGGGCCCCCCCACCCAGGAUGGACUCUCAUUGGGUGAAAACAUCUCCGAGGUCCCUGAAGGACACACCAAGUCCCCCGGGUGCCCCCCCACCCAGGGGGGCCUCUCACCGGGGAUUGACAUCUCCAACGGGGACCUGGGGGUCCCUGAAGGGGAAGCGAAGGUCCCCAACGGAGCGUUGCACCUGCAGUGGCCGGACUCGGACCUGUCGGACCCGUCCCCGGGCCUCAGUGCCGACCCCCCCUCCCCGAGCACGUCGGAGGGCUCCGAGGGGCCGCCGUCGCCCCGGGGCCCCGUCAGGCCCCAGAGCCUGAGGACCGGCGCCGGGGUGGCGUCCCGCAGCUGCGACGCCACCCCGCUGACCCCCCCGCACCAGGACCUGGACCCGGACGGGGUCGGGGGCUUUUACUUCCCGGACCAGGACUACGAGCUGGACCUGCGGGCCGUGCUGGAGGCGGGCCGGCGGCAGAGCGCCCCGGACCUCCCCGAGCUCACCGACGGGCCGGACCUCAAGCUGAUGCCCAGGAAGUUCGCCAUCGCUGACUUCUUCACCAGGAGCCUGUUUUCUAGGAAAUCCAAAGAGCCCAAGGCGGUGUCCCACAAUGCACCAGGGUGGCGCCUGUUCGGCAAGACGGCCGCCAGAGAGGGCGAGGAAAGCCGAGAUCCCUCCUCCGCCGCCACGCAGCAGGAGGAGGAGAGCGACCCGGGCUCGUCCCCGUGUCCUCAGCUGCCCUCGUCUGCCGGGAGGAGGAAGAACCUGGAGUUCGAGCCUCUUUCCACCACGGCGCUCAUCCUGGAGGACCGGCCCUCGAACCUGCCGGCCAAGUCCGAGGAGGAAACUCAGAGACACAAGCAGGAGUACGAGGAGAUGGUGGCGGGAGCCAAGCGGAGAGAGAUGAAGGAAGCCCAGAAGAAGAAGCGCCAGAUGAAGGAGAGACACAGGCAGGAGGACAGCAUCUCCAACGCCAUGGUGGUCUGGAACACCGAGAUCCUGCCUCACUGGGACACCAUGAAGGGAACGAGGCGGGUCCGGGACCUGUGGUGGCAGGGACUUCCUCCCAGCGUCAGGGGAAGAGUGUGGAGCCUCGCCAUCGGCAACGAGCUCAACAUCACGCCAGAACUCUACGAGAUCUUCCUGUCCAGGGCCAAAGAGAAGUGGAGGAGCUACAGCGAGACCAGCUCCGUCAACGACAGCGAGAGCGAUGGAGGAGCGUCUCUGGCCGACAGAGAGUCCAGUCUGGACCUCAUCAAGCUGGACAUAUCCAGAACCUUCCCGUCGCUCUUCAUCUUCCAGAAGGGCGGUCCGUACCACGACCUGCUCCACAGCGUUCUGGGCGCCUACACCUGCUACCGACCCGACAUCGGCUACGUCCAGGGGAUGUCGUUCAUCGCUGCGGUUCUGAUCCUCAACCUGGAGGAGGCCGAGGCCUUCAUCACCUUCGCCAACCUGCUCAACAAGCCGUGUCAGAUGGCUUUCUUCCGCGUGGACCACGAGCUGAUGCUGAAGUAUUUUUCGGCCUUUGAGAUUUUCUUUGAGGAGAAUCUGCCGCGUCUGUUCAACCACUUCCAGAGCAACAACCUGACGCCCGACCUCUACCUGAUCGACUGGAUCUUCACCCUGUACAGCAAGUCCCUCCCCCUGGACGUGGCGUGCCGCGUGUGGGACGUGUUCUGCCGCGACGGCGAGGAGAGCUUGUUCCGGACGGGUCUGGGGAUCCUGCGGCUCUACGAGGACGUGCUGCUGCAGAUGGACUUCAUCCACAUCGCCCAGUUCCUGACCCGCCUGCCGGAGGACCUGCAGCCGCACACGCUCUUCACCGCCAUGGCCAGCACGCACAUGGUCAGCCGGAACCGCCGCUGGACGCAGGUGUUCGCUGCGCUGAUGAAGGACGGAGGUAAAGAGCUGGAGAAGAACAGCAGCCCGGCUCUGAGGAGCUAACGGCGGCUAACGCCCCCUCUCCCCGCCGCGGCGCCGGACCGUCUCCGGUCCCGGAGAACCUCCACCCUGAUGGUGGAGCUGCAGGUCUUCGCGUGUCCCUGGUUCUGCUGCUUCUCUUGAAACUGGAUCUGAGUCUGAACCACCUGAACCACUUAGACGUUGGGUGUCAGAGCCUUUAAUCAUGUAGACGCGUCUCCUGAUGGCGUUAAACGGUUAUUAUUCACCCCGGUCUCGGCGGCGGAGGCUUCAGCUCCGGUUUCUGACGGAGGUCCUGGACCCGGAUCUGGUCUCUGAGGACAUUUCCCUGGAGGAUGAGGCUCGUUUUUUUUUAGUUUCUAGUUCCAGGUUCCAGCGGCCUUGUUUUCCCUUCAGGAAGAAGAGUUGAGAUGCCGUUUCCACGGCAACGGUGUCAUCCAACCACGUCGCUUGGAGAAUAAAUCAGUGUGAUGAAUUAAAAAAAAAAAAAAAUCAUUGUUUAAAAAAAAAAAACAAAGAACUAAAGUGAGUUUUGGUGCAACGACCUGGUGGGAGGAGACGACACUGCGGUUGGUAACCCCGAGCAACCGGUUCAGACCUGAAACCUGUCUCAAGCGAGAGACAUCAUCAUGCUGCGUCUCUGUAAGCUCCUCCUCCUUAUCCAGACUUUAUGAUCCGGACUAAUCAAACUAAACUCUUCCUCCGAGCAGCGAUGCCACGUCUGGCCACACGGGGGCGUUAGUACCGGCCUGUACCGGCUGAAACCAUAGACAUUAUAUACGUAGAUGCCCCAUCGAGUGGUUUUGUCCGCUGCUGCGAUACGUCAACGUCGCCGCCAUAUUGGAUGUGGCAAGACUGCGCUGUAAACUAAUACAAGUAAAUGGACUUAUUUUCAUAAAGCGCCUU
Cololabis saira (Pacific saury) is the source of this 3986-nucleotide messenger RNA. RefSeq names its product TBC1 domain family member 12-like. Lineage: Eukaryota; Metazoa; Chordata; Actinopteri; Beloniformes; Belonidae. The record is from RefSeq and is a predicted model, not a curated record.